Molecule: messenger RNA, 819 nt
Organism: Brassica oleracea var. oleracea
Lineage: Eukaryota; Viridiplantae; Streptophyta; Magnoliopsida; Brassicales; Brassicaceae
Product: polyubiquitin
Exons: 2
Coding region: 127-591 (154 amino acids)
Biological process (GO): protein ubiquitination; modification-dependent protein catabolic process
Cellular component (GO): nucleus; cytoplasm
Molecular function (GO): protein tag activity; ubiquitin protein ligase binding
Source: RefSeq, a predicted model, not a curated record
CAUUUUCUUAACAACCUCGGCUUUAUAUAAAGAAAGAUCUUCUUGCGACGAAUCUAAUAAAUCGAAAUCAUCCCUAGGAAACCCUAAGUCGCUAGCUCUUACGUCUCUCUCUCUCUCUCGUUCAAGAUGCAAAUUUUCGUGAAAACUCUAACCGGCAAGACCAUUACUCUCGAGGUCGAGAGCUCCGACACUAUUGACAACGUCAAGGCUAAGAUCCAGGACAAGGAAGGCAUUCCUCCGGACCAGCAGAGGCUCAUCUUCGCCGGUAAGCAGCUUGAGGAUGGGCGCACGCUCGCUGACUACAAUAUUCAGAAAGAGUCUACGCUCCACCUCGUGCUUCGUCUCCGCGGUGGUAUGCAGAUUUUUGUCAAGACCCUCACCGGCAAAACCAUUACUUUGGAGGUUGAAAGCUCAGACACAAUAGACAAUGUCAAGGCGAAGAUCCAGGACAAGGAAGGGAUCCCACCAGACCAGCAGAGACUCAUCUUCGCUGGGAAACAGCUUGAGGAUGGUCGCACUCUUGCGGAUUACAACAUCCAAAAGGAGUCUACGCUCCAUCUUGUGCUUCGUCUUCGUGGUGGAAGCUUCUGAGCUUGUUGAUCUGUGUGUGUGGUCAAAAAGUGGUGUUCUUUGAGCUUUUAUUAAUGCACUUUGGGAGUUGAUCUCUGUUUGCUUCUGCAAAAAUGGAUCGUCUGUGUCAAUGUUUGUUUCAUUUUAUGUUUUUUUCUUUAUUUUCUUUUCGUUGUGAACCUUUCGGUUGGGCUCGUAAUGCCCCUUUAUGUUUGAAGGUUAAAUAAUAAUCCAAAGUGCAUUAUCAAC